CAACCUCAGUCACUCAUCACUUCGUCCUCUCUCUCAUCCCUCCAGUACUGUCUGCAACUCCAGAAUUAGGGCACACUCGAGAAAACCAAACCAAAAAUGUCUCUCUCAAUCUCACCAUCACCUAUCUUCUUAUCCGGCCCCACCGAACACCUCUUCCUCACCAGAAAACUCUCCCACCUCUCCCUCCACACCACCACCACCACACGCCGACCAACGAUGAUUCGCAUGGGCGGCGGACCCAGGACCUUCCCCGGCGGCGUGUCGAAGUGGCAGUGGAAGCGCAUGCAGGCGAACAAAGCCAAGCAGUUACUGAAGGCACGCCUUGCGCGCGAGCGACAGAUCUACGAGAUGCGCAAGAGGGCCGAGCUCAAGGCCGCCGUGUCCGAGCUUGAGCGGCCGUGGGAGGUCGUCAAGCAGGCCCCGAAGCUCUUCUCCGUCGCCGCCGAUGAGCAGGUGAAGGUUUUGGCUGAUAGGUUCCAGAAGCCUGGUGGUUUUGAUAUGUGGUCGGAAAAGGAUGGGCCCCAGGUGUUGAGCCCCGUCGAUGAAGUCCCCUCGGCGAGGUUUUUUCCGAAAGGUGUUAUUCAUAGUAUUAAGCCCUAUGGGAAAGUUGAUAAGGAUUUGGAUGAUGUUGGCAAUUUGUAUCAGCCUGGUUCGAUUUCGGAGUCUGUAAAUGGUAACGGAAGAAAUGGGUUGAUAGUGAAUGGGACUCUCAAUAGUUCUAAUGGUAAAUUGAGGAUUAAGGGUAAAAGGAUAAGGUCCGGGGGUGAAAAUCUGGACGGUCUGAAUGGUUUCAUUUCGGGAGAAGUAGGUGGUGAUGGGGAACAAAGAACUGAGACUUUAGCUAGGUGUACUGGUAAUAAUCAGCCAAUUAGGGGCAGAGGUUCACAGAAAUUGAGAGUGCCAAAUUCGGAAGCAUCUGAUAUGAGUUUUGAAGAUGAUGGUUUGAGGAAGAAGGGGAAAAGGAUAAGGUAUGGGGUUCGAAAUCUGAAUGCUUUGUAUGGUUUGGUUCCGGGAGGAGUUGGUGUUGACGGGGAACAAAGAAAGGAGACUCCAGCUAGGCGUACGGGUAAUACUCGGCCUAAUAGGGGCAGAGGUUCACAAAAAUUGAGAGGGCCAAGUUCGGAAGUGUUUGAUAUGAGUUUACAAGAUGAUGGUUUGAGGAAGAAGGGGAAAAAGAUAGUGUCUGGAUUUGAAAAUUCAAACAAUUUGAAUGGUUUUGUUUUGGGUGGAGUUGGUACUGAUGGGAAACAAAGAAGGGAGACUCCAGCAAGGCGUGGGGGUAAUAAUCGGUUUACUAGGGGCAGAGGUUGGCAGAAAUCGAGAGAGCCAAAUUCGGAAGUUUUUGAUAUGAGUCUACAACAUGAUGGGAGUUAUGGGUUUCAAGCAGAGAAGUGAAAAACGUGACUCAAAUCACUGGUAUACUAAAUGUAGCUAAACAAUGAAGAAAGUCAGAUACAUUGUGUUUCUAGAUUGUAACUCCUCAGGAACUGUUUCUAGAUUGUAACUCCUCAGGAACUGUGUGAUGAGAAUGCAGGAACAUUUUGCGGCUCUUUUCCAUUUCUUGAUUUGGAGCUCCUAGAGUCCGAAGUGAAAUGAUUUGAGUCUUUCUCAUUUGGUACAGGAAGUAGAUUAGAUUUCAUGGUUUGGAAGUUGGUCAGGUAAUAAUCAUCACUGUCCUAAAUCAUUAGAUGUGUAUAAUUACUGCACUGUUAACAUAUUUAUGCAAUGUACAGUCUUGUUUUCUUGAGUCAGAAAAUUAUGAAGAUAUUCUGAUAUUGAAUGAAAAUAUAGAAAGGGCUAAAGUUGUUUCUA
Rhododendron vialii is the source of this 1812-nucleotide messenger RNA. RefSeq lists its product as uncharacterized. NCBI's taxonomy places the organism in Eukaryota, Viridiplantae, Streptophyta, Magnoliopsida, Ericales, Ericaceae. Bases 97 to 1395 code for a protein of 432 amino acids. The record is from RefSeq and is a predicted model, not a curated record. The transcript is spliced from 2 exons.